AUGCCCAGGGUGUUGAAGACCUCCACGGCUCACCUUCAUCCCCGAAACUGGGGCCAACUUAUCCAGAGUCGUCGACGCUCAUUUUGGAUUGCGCUCACGACACUUGCGCUCACAAUUUACUUCCUUACUCAUGAGGGUCGAACACAGUUCAAGAGAUACGCACCAUCCCUAUCGACAGCGGAUACGGAUUAUCCACCAGAUUACACGAAGCUGUUCGAGUGGGAGAUGAACCUGCCACAACACAACCUAUCGCUACCGUUCCCGGAGGGAAAGACGGGGAGAUAUGUCAUUUUCAAAAACCAGAUCCAGAUGCUGGGAUACAACAACCAGCUUAACGAAAUUCUGAUGAACACCUGGCUUGCGUACAAGUCAAAACGAGCCUACGUCUGGCAAGACUUCUAUUGGAACCCCAAGCACUACCCAUGGCCAGAGCACAAGCACAGAGAACCACUGCCUCGCACACCGCUCAACGCGCUCAUCACCGGACCGUCGGCUGGUGGACCAUGGGAGCCAGGAGACAACGCCCCGCGCUCGAUCUCGGAGGCCUGGUAUCAUAUCGUCUGCCCACGAAACGAAGUGAAGCUGCUGAACACACACGACAUCAAGCCACCCGUCUGGUUCGAGGACGGCAAAAUCAUCUUCGACCAUUGGCAAAAGGUCCUUACUGACGCGCCCGAGCGCUGCAUCGAGAUCCACGGGGCCGACUUCUCAGAGGAUGGAAAUCCACAGGUAUUCGACCUAUUUCUGUGGGGCGGACCUCGUGUUCUGAGCUUGUGGGAGGAUUUCAAGAACUCUCCUGUCAGUCGCCUGCUUUCAACUUCGCCCCUCGUUCAGGCUGCGGUGGACAAGAACAAGUACCUCUUCCUGCCUCGCGGCCCACGGCCUGCGGGACCUGCGUCGAACAAUCCAUUCGACCGCAUGCUGGCCAUCCAUCUCCGUCGCGGCGACUUCAAAGAGGCUUGUCUUGGCUUCGCUAACUGGAACUCGACCUUCUACAGCUGGGAUCUGCUUCCCGAGCUUCCGGACCCGUUCAUCAACCCUCCAGCCCCGAACUACGAGUGGGGGAAGAACGAGCCGCAGAACAUCGAGUAUUAUAUGAAGCGCUGCUAUCCGGACGACCAGACGAUCUUGGAGAAGGUCAAGAAGGCCAGGGAAGAGUAUGUCCGCGCUGCAAAGCCAGGGGAGUUCCGUCAGCUCGACGUUCUCUUCAUCCUCUCGAACGACAAGACAGGCUGGGUAGAUGGCCUCAAGACAAUUUUCAAAGAUGAUGGAUGGCAUACGGUUGUUACGACGAGGGAUCUAGAGCUGUCUCAAGCUGAGAAGGAUAUUGGAAUGGCUGUGGAUAUGGACCUGGCGCGGUUGGCGGCUGUUUUCGUCGGGAAUGGGUGGUCAUCAUUUACGAGCAACAUUGUUCAUAGACGACUGGUGGACGGAAAAGAACCUAUUAGUAUCCGAUUCUUCUAG
This is a messenger RNA of Cyclocybe aegerita, 1464 nucleotides long. The record is from the annotation of a GenBank genome assembly. Lineage: Eukaryota; Fungi; Basidiomycota; Agaricomycetes; Agaricales; Hemipholiotaceae.